CAACAAACAGAAUGGCCUUCGAAAACGACGAGCAUAAAGCAGCAUACGGUGACGUUUUAAAAGAGGGCUAUGAUGACGCCGAUUUGGAUGAGAUCAUCAAGUUGCUGGAGAAAUUCCAUCUGGGUAUUGAAAGCCGCAAAUCCAGGUUACCUGGCAGAAAGUAGGAAGAAGCAGGGUGACCAGCUUUCUGCAAAGGACUUUUGAUCUGUUGAGAGACUACUUAAUCAUAUGACCCCUAACAUGUAACAUGGCAAAGAUUACACAGUGCAAUGUGUGAAGAGCUCAACACCUACCCAGCAGUGCAUGUCUGCACGAAAAUGGACCAGUUCUGUAUCACAUGAUUCUUUCAAAUCCCAAACCAUUUGAUGUUGGUUCGUCUUCAUCAAGUGGAUGUCCAAGCCAGAACAUCACAGGCAUGUGACUGUCAUUCAAAAAUUUCUAGUUUAUGGUUUAAAAAAUUUAAAAACUGACAUUAUAAGUUUUCCAGCUUUGGUCUUGGUCCUGUUUCAAACAUGACAACCACUACAAUGGACCUCGCUAAGGAGAGAAGUGCACUGAUCUAUAAAAUAAUCGAGGAAAUUCGCAGCUUCCCUGCAAUUUGGGAUGUAAGUUGCAAGGGGUAUAAAGAUAACUAUGUGAGGAAUGAAGCCUACAACGCUGUCGCCAAUGAAAUGAACAUGACAGUGCACCAAGUGAAAGAGAGAUACAGAAACCUAAGGACAUAUUAUGGCAGAGAGAAGAAGAAAAUAGAGAAAAGUGAGAGGAAUGGUGAUGGUCACUCUGAGGUCUAUCGGUCUAAGUGGGAAUAUUUUGAUGUCCUGGAUUCAUUUCUGAAAGACUCAUUGAGAGGCAGACAGUCAUCAUCCUGGUACUCCACUGAGUGGUCUCCAGGAGAUGAUGAGGAAGGAGAGAGUCUGGGAGACAUCUCAUAUUGUGAAGAAAACACAGAUUUAACUUUACUUGCUCGAAAGCGGUUAAAAGUGGAACACGAAGACGAUGAAUCUUGGGAAGGUAAAUCUGACCUUCUCAGGGAACCUAUGUCUCCGCCUGUUCGACAGGAAGUACAUGUUUCACCUCAGCCAAUCGCCUUGCACAGCAACAGCUCAGCUGUUGGACAGAUAGUGCCAAGGCGAGCAGAAUCAGCUCAAGAGACCCAAUCUAGGUCAACCAACAUGGACCACUCGGGUAUAUUAGCUGACAGGGCCCAGAGGCAAGUCAAACCAGUUCUAGCACAGACCUUGUCUCAGUCAACCAGGGUUGGCACCUCACUAGCACAUGGAACUCAACCAAACUUGCCCAGUCUGGAUUCCUUAUUUGGACAAAUGGUUGGAAUGCAACUUGCCAAUGUGCAAAAUGGGAAGAAGAAAGAGUUCCUUAAACUAAAAAUUCAGCGCCUUAUUUUUGAAGCUCAGUUUGACAUCGACCCUUGUACUGUGGACUGAAAUGUGCAACCUGUUUCAGGAAUAUGGUGAACUGUUAACGAAAUGGCACUUUAUUCAUUGUGGGGCAUGUACAUGAAAUAUUGCAGAUGGUAACCGUAUGAUGGAAUUCAGUUUGACAAGGAGCUCACUAAGUAGCUUACAAGUCUCUUUGUUGGUCGUUUGAGUAUUUGACAUCCAUCUUUUAACAAUGUCCAUUCACUUAACAUGGGACCUAAGUGCAAGAUGACAUCAACAUUUUGCGGGAUGCUGCAAAUCUGGCGAAUUUGCAUUUGUUUAGUUAUACACGUAGACACAUUGUGUAAUAUUCCAUAGAAACAGAACAGGUGUAAACGCAACAGCUUGUCGUUGCAAACCCUUUAUAUCUGCAGCAAGAUUUAAGAUCAUAUUGGAAGAGUUAAGGGACAUAAUUGUAUGUAUCCACAGAUGCAGACAAUUCUGUAGGCAUGCUUUCAACACAGCAGUUACCCUAAUUGUUCUAAUUCAUAUUAGUAUUGCUGAAAGCAAAGAAUUUCUAACCUUUCUCCCCCAGUAUUUUUGGAAAAGUAGAUAAGAAUAUGUUGCCCAUUAGAUGGACUAACCAUGUGGGGAUAAAAAAGAAACUAAAUAUCCCUGCUAUAGUACAUGUAUAUUGGUUACAAAAAGCAGAGCAAAUGUCCCCAAAAUCAGAAGAAUUAGGCUUGAUUUACGUAACACUACUAUUUAUGUAACACUACUAGCAGAUGGUGAAAUCAGCCCCUGUUUUCAGGAAGUGAAUGUAAAUGGUAGGAUCCACAGAAACAAAACUGUUCAGUGUCUGUUCAAGAAACCGUUGCUAUGUGAGUCAAAGAAAACCUCAUUCCAUGAAAUGAAUUUUGUUUACUUAUUCAGAUCUAUAACAUGGCUACAAAAAUGUGAUUUCAUGAAAACAAAGUACAGAAACUUCAAAGAAUUCCAAAAAUUUGUUAGUUAUUUAGAAAGAAAAAAUAAAUUUGUGUCAAUAAAUGUUGAUUGUGGGUUGUGAU
Messenger RNA from Liolophura sinensis, 2443 nucleotides. RefSeq lists its product as uncharacterized. Bases 513 to 1442 code for a protein of 309 amino acids. NCBI's taxonomy places the organism in Eukaryota, Metazoa, Mollusca, Polyplacophora, Chitonida, Chitonidae. The transcript is spliced from 4 exons. The record is from RefSeq and is a predicted model, not a curated record.